AUGGAACAUUACAAGAAGAAACAGAGCCGUUACUAUGACGAUAAGUGCGGACCCAAUGAGUUACGUAUCACUGGUACUGGCAAAGCAUACGACCUUUGCACCCGAGCAAUGCAUAAGCUCAAGGAGUCUCCGCUAGAGGGUGUGGUCAUAUCUGCCAGUGGAGCUCAUGUGACUAAAGCAGUGACUGUAGUGGAACUGAUCAAGAAGAAGCUAUCAGGUGUGAUGCAAGCCACUGAGAUACGAUGGGCUAGGGUGGAGGACGUAUGGGAACCAGACCAACAGGAACUGGACUCGUUAAAGGUCACCCGUCACAUCCCAGCCAUCUCCCUACACCUCACCAUGCAGACCACCUAG
Messenger RNA from Halichondria panicea, 354 nucleotides. Its product is annotated as ribonuclease P protein subunit p25-like protein. Bases 1 to 354 code for a protein of 117 amino acids. The transcript is spliced from 4 exons. Gene Ontology annotation, biological process: tRNA 5'-leader removal. The record is from RefSeq and is a predicted model, not a curated record. Gene Ontology annotation, cellular component: ribonuclease MRP complex. Gene Ontology annotation, molecular function: RNA binding. NCBI's taxonomy places the organism in Eukaryota, Metazoa, Porifera, Demospongiae, Suberitida, Halichondriidae.